AAAGUUUGUAUCUUUAUUCCUUAGGUACCUAUACAUGUUCAUUGCAAGAAUUUGGUGAAAUUGAUAGAGAUCAGGAGUGGGUGUUGUAAGGAGUGAUGAAUGUAGCAAUGGGGGAAGGGGCGACAGGUACGCCCUCAUCUCCUCAUGCACCCAGUGACUCUCCCCCUCCCAGGGUCCAUAGCCCCAAAAGGCCUCACAGUGCUGGAAGUGAUCGGGAAAAGGAGGAGCGAGCAAGACAGCUGCGAGAAAGGGAGGAGAAGGUGAGGCAGUUACGUGAGAAGCAAGAUGAGGAACGGAGGAAAAAGUUGGAAGAGUUAAGGCUUCAUGCUGAAGCUGCUGAGAAGUUCCGAGAACAACAGGCUGAAGAACGCCGUCGCCACAUAGAUGAAUUACGAUCCAAGGAAAUUGAGCGGCGACACGCAGUUGAGGAGAGGAGGCGUUAUCUCUUAGAGCAGGAGAAGGAACGCAAGGAGGCAAUCAUGAAGCGGAACCAGGAGCGGGAUGUACGGCUGGAAUCAAAGCGCCGCAAUGAACAGAGUAGCAUAGUGUUUGCAUUUGGGAGUUCUACCCCACGACUGGCAAGUGCCACAGCCACAUCUCGGGACCUUCCCCUUUGUGGUGCCCGGCGCUCUUCCUCCACCUUCAACAUGGACUCUCCAGAUGGCUCUGGGGACAAACGUCGGGCUGCUAGUGCCCAUCCAUUUGAACGGAAAUCUGGAGACUCAAUGACUCAGUCCAUGGUGUGUCUGAGCGCUUCAAGAGGCCGGCGGAAGACAGACCUCAUCCCAACAUUGCCAUCACCUUCCACAACCUCACCUCGGUUGGCCAAGACCCCCACACCAGAGUCUACUCAAGCACCGACAUCUCAGACGAAGAAGGCAGUGUCCAUGUCCCGCCUGGAUGUCCUAGCUCGCCCUCGCCGUCGGCCGGGCUCAGCUCAGCCAGGCCAGGAUCAAUUGCAGUCUGGGGAGCUGACCCCCAGCAAGAGCACAGGAAACCUGAGUCCUCGUCAGGGUUCUUUGUCAGCUCCUCGGCUCACAAGGGCUGAGCGCCUGCGGCAGAGGGCUCGGCUGAAGCGGGAAGAGAGUGAGAGGAGACAGCAUGAAGAUGGCAUUGUGAGUGGGAUGACAAGCCCAUCAACACCAUCAAGACCCCAGUCAGCCAUGAGCUCCGCAUCUGCAAAUCAAUCGCAGAGUGGUGGAGUGAAGAUGAGACCUCGACCAACUUCUGCAACGAGGAAGCCUCGACCAGUCUCAGUUGCUGGCUCCAUGCCUUCACGGGACCUUCAGAAGGAGAAAGUUGGUGUGGGGAAGCAAAAGAGUGCUGAAGAAGUGGAGAUACCCAAGGAGGAUACCAAGAAGGAAGGGUUGAAGCGCCCUCAUACUUAUAUGAAGAAGGUUGAUGUGGGAAAGGAGAAGCCAGUGAACAAGGAUGCUCGAGUUAAGUCUAAGAAGGCACAGGAGAAGGCAGCCUUGUCUCCGGAGACACAUGAAGUAAAGAUGGUGGAAAAGGUACCGGAGGCUGAGAAGUUGGAGAUCAAGGGAGAAGAUGAUGAGACAAGAGGAGAGAGGAAGGCUGAGGAGAAAGUAGAAACUUGCAUAGCCUCUGCAUCUGAGGAUUUGCUUCCUAUCAAUGGAGAAAUCAAUGAGGACUCAGGAGAGAAGAAGGAAAUAGGAGAUCCUGCUACCAGUAUAGGAGGAAAAGGGAGGAUCACAACAGAGGAGGAAGCUAAAGCAGCUGUGGCAGAGAAGCGAAGGCAGGCGCAGGAGGAGCGAAAGAGGAGGGAGGAGGAAGAACGUCUGGCUGAGGAAGAACGGAUUCGGCAAGAGGAAGAAGAGAGGAGAAGGUGGGAGGAGGAGCAGGAAAGGCUAAUCGAGGAGGCUAGGCGGGCUGAGGAGGAACGGCUCCAGAGGGCUAUUGAAGAGGCACAGCGGAAGGGGGAAGAGGAGCAAAAGAGGCGGGAGGAAGAAGCUCGGCUGAAGGCAGAGAAAGAAGAGGCAGAGAGGCGGGCACGAGAAGAGAAAGAGCGUCGAAUGCAAGAGCUGGAGGAACAGCGGAAAAGGGAGGAGGAGGAGCGGCUGGCCCGCAAGAAGAAGCUGGAGGCGAUCAUGAGCCGCACCCGUAAGGGAGGUGGUGGACCAUCCUCCUCUAGCCCUACCCCAUCUCCAUCUCAAAGUGGGGUUGCCCUCUCCUCCCUCGACUCCCAAGAAAGUGGGAAGGAUGUGUCUUCCUCACUUUUCAAUGGUGCUCCCACUUCUCUCAGGGAAGAGGACCAGAAUGUGAAGAAUGGUGGAGGUGCUGAAAGUCCAUCAACCAUGAAGAAUGGAGGACUGGAAGAUGGAGAGAAGUCAUCAGAGGAAAAUAAUGCCAUGCUUCUACCGCUCAUUCAUCCCCUAGAUGCAAAACAAAAGCUCAUGCCUUCUGGUCAGCCUUUCUUUGAUAGCCCAUCAAGCUAG
Molecule: messenger RNA, 2456 nt
Organism: Darwinula stevensoni
Lineage: Eukaryota; Metazoa; Arthropoda; Ostracoda; Podocopida; Darwinulidae
Source: the annotation of a GenBank genome assembly